AUGUCUGCCUACUACAGGAAUAACGGGUAUGAGGAAGAACCAGAUUACCCUGACUAUUCACGGUCCCAGAACCACACGCAGGGCAACUGGAAAACUCGGGAUUAUCCAGAUUCUCUUGGUCCUCUGAACAACUCAGAUUACUCCAAAAGCAGGAGGAACCCAUACUCUGAAGACUCCAGAAGAAAUCCAGACUAUCCCAGGUCUCUAGCAGAACCGGAUUAUCCUGGGUCUUUGAGUCAUCCAGAUUAUUCUGGCACCAGAAACAGUCCAUACUCUGUAGGCUCCAGAAGAAAUCCAGACUAUCCCAGGCCUCUAGCAGAACCAGAUUAUCGCGGGCUCCAGAACAAUCCAUACCAUCCAGACUCAUUCAAAGAGCCAGACUACCCUGAAUCUCAACGAAAUCCAGGUUCCAGAAGCAGUGGAAACUCUGCGGGCUCCAGAACAAACCCUGACUAUCUUGGCUCUUUGGGGGAACCAGACUACCCUGGAGCUCAGGGAAACAGUAACUAUCCUGGCCCCAGAGCCCAUUCAAAUCAUCCAGGCUCCAGCAGGAAUCAAGAAUAUGCUGGUUCCAGAAUCAAACCACACAUAGAUACUCUGGGAAAGCCUGAUUAUCCAGGCACUGAGGAUCAACCUUACUCUCCAAAUUUUUUAGGGAAACCAGAUUAUUCUGGUGCUGAGGACUAUCGAAACUCUCCAGAUUUUUGGGGGGAGCCUGAUUACCCAAAUGCUGAGGAUGGCUGUGAUUAUGGCUCUUCCAAGACUCCAGAAACAACCAGGGAGGUGCUCAGCAGAACAUCUUCAAUCCAGCCCUCAUUUCAUCAUGGGGCUGUUGGCCCCUUGGGCUUGCCUGUGAGAGAGAAUGAAGAUUACCAUGAAAGCAUUGAAAUGAAGUCUGUGGAGAUGGCAAAUCCAUAUGGCCACUCUGGCCAUGGUUAUGUGAACCCUACUUAUGUGGCUGAAAGUAACCUCCACCCAUCUUAUGGAAACCCACCCUCUGGAGAUGAUUGGUACAAGUCACCCCAAGAACAAAAGUUAAUUGCCUCUCUGAUACCCAUGGCAUCUAGAGAGAGAAUUAAAGCCAUCAGGAAUCAGCCGAGGACUAUGGAAGAGAAAAGGAACCUUAGGAAACUGGUUGACAAGGAGAAGAGUAAGCAGUCCCGUCAUAUCUUUGAGCUCAGCUGUUGCACUCACUGUGUGAACUCCAUUUCACUGGCAUAUCGGAGAUCCAAGAACAUCCUGUCGGAGCUGCUCAGUUCCAUCAGCCUGUGGCAGAAGACGUUCAAGGUCAUCGGAGGCAAGUUUGGAACCAGCGUCCUGUCCUACUUCAACUUUCUGAGGUGGCUUUUGAAGUUCAACAUUUUCUCAUUCAUUGUGACCUUCAGCUUCAUCAUAAUCCCUCAGUUUACCGUGGCCGGAAGGAACACUCUCCAAUUCACAGGACUGGAAUUUUUCACUGGGGCGGGUUAUUUUAGUGACACGGUGAUGUACUAUGGCUUUUACACCAAUUCUACGAUCCAGCAUGGGAGCGGUGGCGCAUCCUACGACAUGCAGCUGGCCUACAUCUUCACCAUCGCAGCCUGUUUGAUCAUCUGCUUUUUCAGUUUGCUCUUCAGCAUGGCCAGGUAUUUCCGGAACAACUUCAUUAACCCCCACAUUUACUCCAGAGGGAUCACUAAACUUGUUUUCUGCUGGGACUUCACCAUCACUCACGAAAGAGCUGUGAAGCUAAAACAGAAGAACCUUAGCACUGAGUUAAGGGAGAACCUGUCAGAAAUCCGUCAGGAGAAUGUCAGGUUAACGCUCAAUCAGCAGCUGACCCGCUUGUCUAUCCACCUGGCAGCCUGGGUGGUCUCUACUGGAGUGGCCACCACCUGCUGUGUCGCUGUUUAUUACCUGGCUGUGAACAACUCAGAGUUCCUGCAGAGCCACAGGAACCCUGGCUCGGUGCUGUUACUGCCCUUCGUUGUGUCCUGCAUCAACCUGGCGGUGCCUCGCUUCUACUCCAUGUUCAGCCUGGUGGAGCACUAUGAGAUACCCAGGCAGGAAGUUUACGUCCUCCUGAUCCGAAACAUCGUUUUGAAAAUAUCAAUCAUUGGAAUUCUUUGUUACUAUUGGCUCAGCAUUGUGGCCCUGGCUGGUGAAGAGUGUUGGGAAACCCUCAUUGGUCAGGAUAUCUACCGGCUCCUUCUGAUGGAUUUUGUGUUCUCCUUAGCUGAUUCCUUCCUGGGAGAGUUCCUGAGGAGAAUCAUUGGGAUGCAAUUUAUCACAAGCCUUGGCUUACAGGAGUUUGACAUCGCCAGGAACGUCCUAGAACUGAUCUACGCACAAACGCUGGUGUGGAUUGGAACCUUCUUCUGCCCUCUGCUGCCCUUUAUCCAAAUGAUUACUCUUUUCAUCAUGUUUUACGUCAAAAAUAUCAGCCUGAUGAUGAAUUUCCAGCCUCCAAGCAAAGCCUGGCGGGCCUCACAGAUGAUGACUUUCUUCAUCUUCUUGCUCUUUUUCCCGUCCUUCACUGGGGUCCUGUGCACCCUGGCCACCACGAUCUGGAGAUUGAAACCAUCAGCUGACUGUGGCCCAUUUCGAGGGCUGCCCUUCUUCAUUCACUCCAUUUACAGCUGGAUCGACACCCUGAGUAAAAGGCCCGGCUACCUGUGGGUGGUUUGGAUCUACCGGAACCUCAUCGGAAGUGUGCACUUCUUUUUCAUCCUCACCCUUAUUGUAUUAAUCAUCACGUAUCUUUACUGGCAGAUCACAGAGGGAAGGAAGAUUAUGAUCAGACUGCUCCAUGAACAGAUAAUUAAUGAGGGCAAAGAUAAAAUGUUCCUGAUAGAAAAGUUGACGAAGCUGCAGGAUACAGAGAAGAGAGCAAACCCCAGCUCGUUCACACUGGAAAGGAGUGACGUGGAGGAACCAGACCCUUUGCACGUCAGGGAAUAUGAAGGUGCUCGUGAGCUGCGAUUUAGGCGGUCAGUUCAAGAAAAUAAUCCAAACGCCUAAUGAUGUGGUAGCCAGACACCAAUACAUAAGAAAAGGAGGUAAAGAUGGAACAACUUCUUCUAUGACACCUCAGCCUUUCGGAGCUUCUGAGAAUGGAAUUCAAGCCUUUUGCCAGGAGUGGAAACUGACCACAAUGUAAAUCCUGAAGUAAAAUUGGCCAUUCCCUGCUGGUAUUUUACACUUGAAUUGCUGAUUUUUUUAAGAUAAAAUACUUGGGGUUUUCUAAUAAAGACUCUUGUAUUUUAACUAGUUCACAAAAACCCGAGAAGAGAUAACAUGGGAAUGAUGUAUUUUAAGAGAUGUGCAUAUGAAUUAUUGGUCCUCAGAAAUCUCUCCUCCCAGACCUCCUAGACCUGGCAAAGGUUUGGAAAGUGGUGCUAAGACAAGUGGUCCAGCCUGAAUAAAAAUGCGAUCCUCUGUCAGGGAUGUGAUGCCUCUGAAUUGUGGGGGACCUGCAUUUGUUCAUGACUUUGAACUAAAAAUAGCCCCAUGUUACCCAGAAGUGAAAUACAACC
Messenger RNA from Molossus molossus (Pallas's mastiff bat), 3515 nucleotides. RefSeq names its product transmembrane channel like 5 (gene TMC5). Gene Ontology annotation, cellular component: plasma membrane. NCBI's taxonomy places the organism in Eukaryota, Metazoa, Chordata, Mammalia, Chiroptera, Molossidae. The record is from RefSeq and is a predicted model, not a curated record. The coding region runs from base 1 to 3000 and encodes 999 amino acids. Gene Ontology annotation, molecular function: mechanosensitive monoatomic ion channel activity. The transcript has 22 exons.